This is a messenger RNA of Anarrhichthys ocellatus (wolf-eel), 9944 nucleotides long. It is a transcript of the gene cacna1ea, whose product is annotated as calcium channel, voltage-dependent, R type, alpha 1E subunit a. Gene Ontology annotation, biological process: chemical synaptic transmission; calcium ion import across plasma membrane. The record is from RefSeq and is a predicted model, not a curated record. Gene Ontology annotation, cellular component: neuronal cell body; membrane; voltage-gated calcium channel complex. Gene Ontology annotation, molecular function: high voltage-gated calcium channel activity. Bases 124 to 7767 code for a protein of 2547 amino acids. Lineage: Eukaryota; Metazoa; Chordata; Actinopteri; Perciformes; Anarhichadidae. The transcript has 49 exons.
UACGGCGGACGUUGUCGUUCAGUGUCUGCCGGCACAUUUUUAUUUUCUGUGGAAAGAUGAACGACAUGGAAAGGAGUUCUCUCUUUUUAGCACUAUGCUAAGAUCCCAGGAAGCCUUCCCACCAUGCUGGAACUGGGCUCCUGUUCGGUCAGCUCUCAGGCUCUGACAGGGGACCACAAUGCUUUGGGGCUACCGAGAGCCCCAUCAGGGCCGGAGUGUUCAGGAGGUGGUCCGGGCAUGGGGACGAUGUGUGGUAGCAGCACCCCGAGGCACCACAUCCUUCACUCGUCCCCAACGGACAGUGAGAACUGGCAGAAGCAUCGUGCAGGACUGGCCGCGGGGUCGAGCCUGUUGUCUGCAUCCCACUCCUUCCUGGAGCCCCAAAGUCUCUCGACCAGCUACGACACCCUCUACCUCCCACAAAUGUCUGGCCAGGCUCCCCCUGUAAAUCCGAACCGUCUCGGCCUCUCUCUUGAUGUGGCCUCGACUUUUGAAGUCGGAGCAGGAAUGUUAGGGGUGGAUGGAGAUUUGGCGGUCAGUCCCAAUGUGAUGAAGAGACGUCGGGGCGGCCUGAUCGAGCAGAAGGACAUUGUCAAAGCACACCAGGCUCAUAAGAUUCACAGCACACCACAGGCACGACGCAAGGAGUGGGAAAUGGCCCGGUUUGGAGACGACGUCCCGGGCUUGUUGAGCUCCGGUGAUGGAGGGUCCGAGCGCAACCGGAACCGCGAUGGGGCGGCUGUGUCCACAGGUGGCAUCUCCCCUGCCUUCAAGCAGACCAAAGCGCAGCGUGCCCGCACCAUGGCCUUGUACAACCCCAUCCCGGUCAGGGAGAACUGCUUCACCGUCAACAGGUCCCUCUUCAUCUUUGGCGAGGACAACGUGGUCAGGAAGUAUGCCAAGAAAGUCAUUGAGUGGCCUCCGUUUGAGUACAUGAUCCUAACCACCAUCAUCGCCAACUGUAUCGUCUUGGCUCUGGAGCAGCACCUUCCUGGAGAGGACAAAACCCCCAUGUCGAAGAGACUGGAGAAGACGGAGCCCUACUUCAUCGGGAUGUUCUGUUUGGAGGCUGGGAUCAAGAUCAUCGCCCUGGGCUUUGUAUUUCAUAAAGGCUCCUACCUCAGGAAUGGAUGGAACGUCAUGGACUUCAUUGUGGUCCUCAGUGGGAUCCUGGCCGCAGCAGGGGCCCAUAUGAACAUCUCAGUGGACCUGAGGACCCUGAGGGCGGUGCGAGUGCUGCGGCCCCUCAAACUGGUCUCAGGCAUCCCGAGUCUGCAGAUAGUCUUGAAGUCUAUAAUGAAGGCCAUGGUUCCUCUGCUGCAGAUCGGCAUGCUGCUCUUUUUUGCAAUCCUCAUGUUCGCCAUCAUCGGCCUGGAGUUUUACAGCGGCAAACUGCACUACACCUGCACGCCGCAGCCUGGAAUACUGGAAAACGAGACGGUGGACUCCUCUGAGUACGAGGUCCCGUGUGGCGUGCGUAAGUGUCCGGCCAAAUACACCUGCAGCGAUACGUGGAUCGGCCCGAAUGACGGCAUCACUCAGUUUGACAACAUCCUGUUUGCGGUUCUCACGGUCUUCCAGUGCAUCACCAUGGAGGGGUGGACCACUGUACUCUACAAUACCGACGAUGCCUUGGGCACCAACUGGAACUGGCUCUACUUUGUCCCUCUCAUCAUCAUCGGCUCUUUCUUUGUCCUGAAUCUUGUGCUGGGAGUCCUCUCUGGGGAAUUUGCGAAGGAGAGGGAGAGGGUGGAAAACCGCAGAGCCUUCAUGAAACUGAGACGCCAACAGCAGAUUGAGAGAGAGCUCAACGGCUACCGGGCCUGGAUCGACAGAGCAGAGGAAGUGAUGCUUGCAGAGGAGAAUAAGAAUUCAGGACCUUCUGCCCUCGAUGCUCUCAGGAGCCUCCCAGAGUGGAGUACAGGUGGUGUCUAUGUGUUGAAGAGAGCCACCACCAUCAAGAGGAGAGGGAUGGAUGUGGGGCAUCGAGGGCAACCAGGGGAGGAACAAUAUGGCGACAUCUCUUCUGUGGGCAUCCCCAUGGCCAGAGUAAGUAUCAGGAGUGCUAAGCGAGGUCCAAGAGCCUUUUUCCGCCGUAAGGAGCGUCUCCUGCGCAUCUCCAUCCGCCGUGUGGUGAAGACACACACUUUCUACUGGACAGUGCUGGGCAUUGUGGCUCUCAACACGCUGUGUGUGGCCAUUGUUCACCACAACCAACCUCUCUGGCUGUCCAACUUCCUCUACUAUGCAGAGUUCCUGUUCCUCGCUCUGUUUCUGACUGAGAUGUUUCUGAAGAUGUACAGCUUGGGACCGCGUCUCUACUUCCAUUCCUCAUUCAACUGCUUUGACUGCAGCGUGAUCGUUGGCAGCAUCUUUGAAGUGCUGUGGGGUUUCUUCAGGCCUGGCACUUCCUUUGGCAUCAGUGUCCUGCGUGCUCUCCGUCUGCUGAGGAUCUUCAAGAUCACCAAGUAUUGGGCAUCGCUGAGAAACUUGGUCGUCUCUUUGAUGAACUCUAUGAAGUCCAUCAUCUCCCUCAUCUUCCUCCUCUUUCUCUUCAUCCUUGUUUUCGCACUCCUUGGUAUGCAGCUCUUCGGUGGCAGGUUCAUCUUUGAAGACUACACCCCAACAAACUUUGACACCUUUCCUGCAGCCAUCAUGACCGUCUUUCAGAUCCUGACUGGAGAGGACUGGAACGAGGUGAUGUACAACGGUAUUCGCUCUCAAGGAGGAGUGAAGUCUGGCAUGUGGUCCUCUAUCUACUUUAUAGUGCUCACACUGUUUGGAAACUACACACUGCUGAAUGUCUUCUUGGCCAUUGCUGUGGAUAACCUCGCCAAUGCACAAGAACUUACCAAGGAUGAAGAGGAAGCAGAGGCAGCGUUCAACCAGAAGCACGCUCUCCAGAAGGCGAAGGAGGUCGGACCGUUGUCCUCCUUCAUGUCUUCAGAUGGAAGCCGGAGGAGGCGGCCCUACCUGUACAGGAAAAGAGCCAUCCACCGCAGCCGGCCUACCUACUCCUGCUCCCUGGAGGAGACCCAGGGCAGCAUCAGGGAGGGCCGUCCACCCCCACCACUCAACUCCUCUAACUCUUUCAUGUCCAGGAGAGAGAGAAGAAAAAGGAUGACCAUGUCAGUGUGGGAGCAGAGGACCAGCCAGCUGCGGAGACACCGCCAGAUGUCCAGCCGAGAGAUCCUGUUCAGCGGCCCCAGCGAGGAGAAGGACGGGCCCCCUGUUUCAGCCCAGACCCAACAUGAACGUCCCCUGUCACUGCACCGCAAGGCCAUGGAGCACACACAGACUGGGAGUUUGAAGCAACUGGCGGACCCCUUAGACUCCCCAUCCAAGAACCAGGCUUCAGGCUCCUCCAUGUCGGUGGAUACGCCUCUGGAUGCCCCCCCCUCUGGUGACAUAUCUGAACCCCCAGUGGUACUGGCAACAGAGUCGUUGAAUGCGACGAACGUGCCCCUUGCUGAUGUUUGUGUGUCUGUACCAGAGCCUCACGAAUCGGACUCCAUCCCUGAGAACGGAAAACUGGUUAUUCAGCAACACAACAACACCGACAGCGAGCACCCGAGGCAGAGAUUGAAUGGCGAGCGUCAACACAGGCCAGUAAAGAAGUUCAGACCUCCAGAUAACCUUGACACACUGACUCCUGAGAUGGGCGGUCACGGUGGGAUCCGGGGAAGGAGGGCUCUGCAUCACUGUGAUCAUCAGAGCGGGGCCAGAAGUCAGGCGUCAUCACCCGGGAAUGGAAGCCACUUGGCGAGUCGGUCGGUCAGCAGAGAGAGGAGGAGAAAUCCAGGGAAAGUAGAGGAGAAGGAGGCAGAGACUAAAAAGCCGGAAGAACUGUCCAAACCUGAUGAGAGCAGACGGAGUGACAUGAGUGAGGGAGGAGACACUGAGCCACCAGACAGCCAGAGCCACAAUGGGGACCAGUGUCCUCAGAAGCAGGAAGAACAUCCUCAGCAAUCAGAACCGUCUCCACCUGUCAUCAAAGAGAGCAACAAAGAAGAGAAUGAGACAGACCAGGACCAUGACCAUGACAAAUCUCAGCUGAGCUCCAGUGUGAUCAUCGAUGUGCCCAACGUUCAUUCAUCUUUGGAGCUCUCCACGAUUACGGUCAUCAGUAAGGACCCUGAAACCUGUAAAUCAGAGGAGGCAGAUGAGACAAAGCCUGUCAACACUGUGAAUCCAGACAGCAUGUUCCUCUUCAAACCUGACAACCCGGUGCGUCGAGCGUGUCACUACGUGGUGAACCUCAGGUACUUUGAAAUGUCCAUCCUGCUGGUCAUAGCCGCUAGUAGUAUAGCACUGGCUGCUGAGGACCCUGUAGCCACCUCCUCUAACUGGAAUAAGGUUCUGCGGUAUUUUGAUUAUGUGUUCACCGGAGUCUUCACAUUUGAAAUGAUUAUAAAGAUGAUCGACCAGGGUCUGAUCCUCCAUGAUAGCGCCUACUUCAGAGACCUGUGGAACAUCCUCGACUUCAUCGUCGUGGUGGGAGCGUUGGUGGCCUUCGCCCUCUCCAGCAAUGUGAUGGGAAACAACAAAGGGCGGGACAUUAAGACCAUCAAAUCUCUGAGAGUGCUGCGUGUCCUCAGACCACUGAAGACCAUCAAGAGGCUUCCUAAACUCAAGGCGGUGUUUGACUGUGUGGUGACGUCUCUGAAAAACGUCUUCAACAUCCUGAUCGUCUAUAAGCUUUUUAUGUUCAUCUUUGCCGUCAUUGCUGUGCAGCUCUUCAAGGGGAAAUUUUUUUACUGCACCGACAGUUCGAAGGACACCGAGAAGGACUGCCAGGGUUACUACAUAGACUAUGCGAAGGACAAGAAGGAGGUGAAGAGAAGAGACUGGAAGAGACACGAGUUUCACUACGACAACGUCAUCUGGGCUCUACUCACUCUCUUCACCGUUUCCACUGGAGAGGGAUGGCCUCAGGUUCUGCAGCACUCAGUGGAUGUGACAGAGGAGGACAGAGGUCCGAGCCACGGCAACAGGAUGGAGAUGUCUAUCUUCUACGUCAUCUACUUCGUCGUCUUUCCUUUCUUCUUCGUCAACAUCUUCGUGGCUCUCAUCAUCAUCACCUUCCAGGAACAGGGUGAUAAGAUGAUGGAGGAGUGCAGCCUGGAAAAAAAUGAGAGGGCGUGUAUAGACUUUGCCAUCAGCGCCAAGCCCCUGACCCGUUACAUGCCCCAGAACCGGCACACGUUCCAGUACCGUCUGUGGCAUUUUGUGGUGUCGCCCUCUUUUGAGUACACCGUUCUGGCCAUGAUCGCUCUCAACACCAUUGUACUGAUGAUGAAGUAUUACUCUGCCCCGCCGGCAUACGAGGCCGUACUGAAGCACCUGAACACAGCGUUCACUGUUCUCUUCUCCGUUGAGUGCGUCCUCAAGAUCAUGGCCUUCGGCUUUCUGAACUACUUUCGAGACACUUGGAACAUUUUUGACUUCAUCACCGUGUUGGGCAGCAUCACAGAGAUCGUGGUUGACUUGCAGUUUGUUGAUACGUUCAACAUGAGUUUCUUGAAGCUGUUCAGAGCAGCCCGUCUGAUCAAACUGCUCAGACAAGGCUACACCAUCCGGAUUCUUCUGUGGACCUUCGUCCAGUCCUUCAAGGCUUUGCCCUACGUGUGCCUGCUCAUCGCCAUGCUCUUCUUCAUCUACGCCAUCAUUGGCAUGCAGGUGUUUGGCAACAUUAAGCUGAACGAGGAGACUCACAUUACGCAGCACAACAACUUCAAGACCUUCUCUGGUGCUCUGAUGCUGCUGUUCAGGAGUGCCACAGGGGAGUCAUGGCAGGAGAUCAUGUUGUCUUGUCUGGGGGGACAAAAGUGUGAGACGGACCCCUUAGCAGCACCGACGUCCGGACCGGAGGGGGGCUGUGGCUCCGACUUCGCUUAUUUCUACUUUGUCUCGUUCAUCUUCUUCAGCUCCUUCCUGAUGCUGAACCUGUUUGUGGCUGUGAUCAUGGAUAACUUUGAGUAUCUGACAAGAGACUCGUCCAUCUUGGGUCCUCACCACCUGGAUGAGUUUGUCCGGAUCUGGGGGGAGUAUGACCGCGCCGCCUGUGGUAGGCUCCACUAUAAGGAGAUGUACAAAGUUGUACGCAGUAUCUCACCUCCCCUGGGCUUUGGAAAGAACUGCCCGCACAGGGUGGCAUGCAAGAGACUAGUCCUGAUGAACAUGCCCGUGGACGAUGAUAUGUCCGUUCACUUCACCUCCACUCUCAUGGCCCUCAUCCGCACCGCCCUGGAGAUCAAGAUAGCCAGAGGAGGGGAGGAUAGAAAUCAGAUGGACCUGGACCUGCAGAAGGAGAUCGGUAUCAUCUGGCCCCAUCUCUCUCAGAAGACGUUAGAUGUGCUGGUUCCCAUCCACAAAGCCAGUGACAUGACCAUUGGGAAGAUCUAUGCCGCCAUGAUGAUCAUGGACUAUUACAAGCAGAGCAAGGCCAAGAAGCUCCGACAGCAACUGGAAGAGCAGAAACAUGCUCCUAUGUUCCAGCGUAUGGAUGCCUCCUCUCUGCCUCAAGAAAUCCUAUGCAAUGCCAAAUCCCUUUCAUUCCUCAGGCACAGCGCCGGAUCUGCUCUCACCAGAGGAGGUUUCGUGGCACUUAGCCCCAUCUCUCCACAAGAGAUGUUCCUGCAGCCGCUGUCCCGCUCCAGGGAGGAGAAGGAAGAAGAGGAUGACGACAACUAUCGUUCACCCUACCACCCAUACCACCACCCACAUCCCCACCAGCAUCACUUACACACACUGGUACCAGAAGUUGUGGAGUCUAACCAAGUGAUGCAGCAGGCCAGGCAGGACCCAACAGCUAUUAAAUCACCUCAGCGGACAGGAUCUACCAGAGCGUCCUCCAUGCCCAGACUGGCUGUUGAUCCACCGCCCGGGAUGUCAGCAGACAGUAAGCUGAUGAAGCGCUCCUUCUCUACCAUCGGAGACCAGUGUGUGAACGGCCUCUGGCAGGAGCAACACUCUCUGGAGAGAGUCAGUCCUGACGGCACAUACAGGCCUCGUCAGAGGAGCUACAGAGGUCCUCCAAUAAACCACAGAGAAACAAGCAGUCAUGAGAGAGGGCGAUCUAAGGAACGGCGCCACCUGCUGUCUCCUGACGUGUCCCGCUGCAACUCUGAGGAGCGCAGCCGCGAUCCAUCAUGUGAAAGGAGACGGUCACGUUCUCCUAGUGAAGGACGCACACACACCUUACAGAGACAGGUGAGCACUUCAGGCAGCCCGGCCCAUUCAGCCUCAGAGUCUGGUACUCCUCGUAAUCGGCGCCAGCUGCCGCAGACGCCGUCUCGCCCGCGACCGUACAUCUCUUACUCCCCUCUGGUCUGCCAAGCCAACACCUCUCCCACACCAGCAGCCCCCUCUGAGGACCAGACCCAGCCUCAGGAUGGCGCUGGUGGCUCCCCAGGGACCCCAUGGAGGGCUGAGAAGGAGGGCGGCCCCCUAACUGCAGCUCAGGGGUCAUCCGGCGGUCAGGUUUCAGGACCAAGCAACCCAUCUCCUCAUCGCUACAUCUCUGAGCCCUACCUACCGAUCCACGUGGACGUCAGCGGUGGAGUGGCAGGCGAGGGGCAGGAGACCCUUACUUUUGAGACUGCCGUGGCAACCAGCCUGGGACGGGCCAAUGCCAUAAGCUCCGCUCCUCAGCUCAGACACUCCUGGCAGGUUCCUAACGGGCAUUACCGGAAGAACUUGGGCCAAGCGGGUCCAGCUGGAGCCAGCGAGCUGCUCAGUGACACAGAUGAGGACGACCGCUGCUAAAAACCAUGAGACAAAGAGGAUGCAGGAGAAGCUCCACAUAGCACCACAAGGCUCCUCUGUGGCUCUGAGAACUUGUAUUCUCAGUACCAGUAGCAUAACAGGCAGGACUGAACUCCACUGCUAUUAGUCCGGACACUUGGGUGUCUGUCUGCAAUGUGUUCUUGUGUUUGAUUGUUUGUGUGUUUGUUGUAGCUGGAGGGAGGCUGUGUGUGUGUGGACACGAGAGUGUGUUUGCGCGUGUGUGCUCUCAAUAGAGAAAAGUUGCCAAAUCAAGAGAACAGCAGAGACUCACUGUACUAUAAGUCGAUCACAGCAGCAAACCCAAGCGUUGCCGAGCCUUCCCUCAACAGUUGGUGUUUUGAUUGUUUUUUUGAACAAAAUACGGUGAGUCGUCGUUCCAAGAUGUUCAAACCUCUCUUUGAAUCCAAGAAACUGAUCUGAGUGUGUGUUGUGUAGAUGAACAUAGAGGUAGCAUGUAAAAAAAAAUGUAAUACGAUGAAUGUAUUUUAGCUUUUCCUUCUUAUGUUCAGGUCAUUUGAGAGGGUUGCUGUUUUGAUUGUGCCUAGUUGUAAGAGUAGCAAUGAAAAAGGGGUUGAUUCAGUCGGAUUUUGCCAAUUUAGACUUCAACGUAGUUUCUGUUUACAACAAGAGUAUUCACAUGGUUCAAGGGCAUUAUACAGUCACUAAUCAAUAGAUAGCCAAUACAAGGAAUCAUGUUCCAGACCUUAAAGUGAGCAAAACUUCUAGUAAAGGUUAUGUUUCUGUCCUUAUGUGAAAACAAUGAUGGUGUACUUUCAACUGGAGCAGCACAGUAUAAGUUUAUGUCGGCUCUGUGGUGUGAAAAUGAUUCUGAAGAUCUACAGAAUAAGAGAUGCUUUGUCUCAGGAUACUGGACCACUGAAUUUGUAAUAUAUCACCUUCUGAAACCUUAUGAAAAAAUGUUCAUCGUUGGACCAAAAGAGAAGACGUGUGAAAAUCAGAAGGACUAAAAGUGUCUCUUGCAGGUCAGUCGGCAUGAUGUCAAGCUGACGAGACCGUCAUAAGGACCGGAACCAGUGGGGAUUUCACACAGAACCAGUGUUCUGCAUCUAUUCUAUGAACUAUAACGACUUUAGCCUGAGGUACAACCAUCUGCAGGACAGACAGCCUACGUGAAGGCAAAAAAGGAUGUUCACUCUUCACAUUUCUGUGCUGGAUAACUGCUGUCGAUGUCGCGUCAGAGAGGCCACUAAAGCCAUUUUCUUCCGGUACAUAGAGCCAGGGACGUGUCUUCUUCAGGAUGUGUUGCCUUCUUUCAUGUGAUGACGAAAGGUUAAUGUCCUUUUUACAUGUGAUGCAACAUGGAUGCUUUUACAAAAGAGGAAUCACAGGCACAGUAUGGUUUGUCUGCAAGUUAACUGCCACCUUGUUUCCGUCUCACUGGGGCCCAUGUAUCGAUCAGUAGAAUCAAGCAUUAUGGUAUUUUCUGUGCUCUAGAGGUGUUGUGAUUUCCACAUGCAUGAUCAUGGUGACAAUGAGAGAUGUGGGAGAGAGAUGUGUUUUAGGGCUGCCUGAUUGUCCUCAUUUUUAAUAUAUCCACGAUAUUAAAUGUGAUUUAAAACCACCUCACCAACAGAGUAAUGAUGAAACAGCAGGCAGAGAAAUGUUCAUGUUUUUUUCAGUCCCAGCACUGUCGAUAUCUUUGAACAUUCCAACUUUCAACCAUUUGUUGUUACCCUUAAAUAAGAUGUAUAUUUAUAUCACGUGCUGUUUUGUUAGUGUGAUAUGUUGAGUUUGACAUGUUUCUGGAAUGUGAACACAGAACUUAUCUGGACUGAGGAUCCACAGGCCAGACAAGGUCACACUCAUCUGCUGGAGUCCCAUUCAGUAAGUCCUGGACUGAAAAAUAUGUAUUUUCGCAGAGAAUCCACCUUUGAAGUGUGUCGACUAUGAAGCUCGAUUCACACAGUAUACAGGUUAGGUUCAGGCUUCAGCCUGUAGUUCAUAGGACCGCGCUUAACAUGUACGAUGCAGCCUAGGACUUAACCUUGAUGUCCGUCUCUGUACAGAACAACCUAAUCUGUGCCUGGGGAAGCUCGCACAAAGAGUUCCCUAUCAAGCCCGGAUUUCAUAGAUAAGAGAAGCUUUCUGGUAAAUAUGUAGUAUAAAAUGUACAAAAUAAAUCCAUGUUUAAUUUA